AUGGAAACCGGCCAUUAUCACGAAUGGGCGACACUAUUCAAAGUCCUAGCCCGCGUUCACUCCGUCCUUGAACACAUCAUACCACCAACUGACACCGCUGAACUCACAGCGUAUGACGCAACAAAGGCAGCUAACCUUCCGCUCUGGAAACGGCUAGAUGCGGUGGUCCUUCAAUGGAUAUACGCCACCGUCUCCCAUGAUAUUCUUACCUCUAUUCUCGUGGCGGAUGAUGUUGCCGAGAAGGCUUGGAAUCGAGUUGCUCAGCUUUUCCAAGAUAAUAAGCACUCACGGGCAGCGUACCUUGAAACUGAAUUCACCACCACAAAAAUGGCCGACUUCGGCUCGGUUAUGGCCUAUUACAAUAGGCUCAAGUCUCUCACGGAUCAGCUUGCCAACGUCGGGUCGCCAGUGUCCGACCAACGUCUGGUCUUGCGCCUUCUAGCCGGCUUACGCAGUCGUAUGCACACUUUGUCACCACCAUCCAACAGAAAGAUGUUUUGCCUUCUUUCUCAAGUGUGCUCCGGACUCGAAGCUCGAAGAUGCGGCGACCAAGGAACGUGCCCGCGAUUCCAAUCCCGCGGCUCUCCUUGUUCGAUGUGA
This is a messenger RNA of Lycium ferocissimum, 600 nucleotides long. RefSeq lists its product as uncharacterized. The transcript has a single exon. NCBI's taxonomy places the organism in Eukaryota, Viridiplantae, Streptophyta, Magnoliopsida, Solanales, Solanaceae. The coding region runs from base 1 to 600 and encodes 199 amino acids. The record is from RefSeq and is a predicted model, not a curated record.